GUUUUAUUGUCCUCGUUGCUUUGGUCUCUACGCAGAGAAAUGAAUGCUUGCUUGUCAGGCUCAUUUCUCUAUCGUCUGGCUAUCUUCAGAUAAAUUCUACUUCUGAACCCUUGACAUAUUUCUAUUGCAAGCUACCGAAACGUACAACGAAGGUAGCUAUCGAUACUUCCUCCGGCAGAUGUGGGACAACCAGACUGAGUGGGGCACAUCGCUCCCCACGCCUUCUGAUGAUUCCCAAAGCCAGGAUGCUGCUCCUGUGUCCCAGCCGCUGAAGCGGCAUGCGGCAUGCGACGAGUGUAGGAAACGGAAACUCAAAUGCUCGGGGGAACCCAAUGGCUGUAGUCGCUGUGUCAAGCAGUCCCUGUCGUGCCAUUAUUCUGUGCAAAAGCAAAUGGGACGACCACCGAAGAAGAGGGCGAGAGAAGAUGAUGAUGAACUGCCGCCGUUUGAGUUCUCUGGCGACGACGCAUGGCUGAAUAUCAACCCCGCCGAUUUCCCUCCCGCGAACCUUACACCACCAGGAGCAACAGGCCCUGUGAACGCAUCCCACGGCGUCCUUCCAGAAUGGUGUCCGUUGCCGGUGCCGAAUGCGUCGCCGAAUGCGUCGCAUCAACUCCUCUCGACCGACGAAAAUCACAAUCAUUCAUGGCAACUGGAACAGGGUCAAUCGUUCAGCUCCGUUCCAGAGACCACAAGCCCGUGGCCUGAUUUCACGAGCGUGACGGCAGCAAUGCCGAAUCCGUUUACGGCGCCGCCGGGCCUACCACGACUCCAAUCGCCCCCCGUGCCGUCCUCUCACUCCCAGACCCCCAGCGGGCAGUGUACCUGUCUAUCUUAUCUCUAUCUCUGCCUCAGCCAUCUAUCCUCCCUCGCCUCGUUCCCCAUCUCCCAACAUACCCUGUGUUCGCUGUUCAUCGCGUCGCGGACGGCGCAGGCCGUCAUCCGCUGCCGGGUCUGUCCCACACGGUUCGCCACAGGCAUGCAGAACGUCAUGUUCACGGGGACCUUACUCAACGUCAUCGCCGACGCCUGGCUCCGCGUAUCAAAGACCGACCCAGCAGAACUGGGAAGACAGGCCGCACCCCCAACUUACGUAUCUGCGCUGCAGAACUCCCCGAAUUCGACAGAAGCGUGGGCGGACUGGCUCCGACAGACGGUGCGGUCCGGUGUACUCGGCACCCCCAGCGAUGAGGCCGGCAGUGUGCAGUGCUCCCAGUCCCCGAGUUUACUCUCCUGCAUCAUUGAGAUGGAAAACCGCCAACGACGCUGGCAUCAAUCACACCCGCUCUCUCCCUCGGAUUCUCCCAAUCAAGCGGACUUGGACUGUCAGGUGGAGGAGGAAAACCUCCUCUGCAUUCGAGUCGCCCGGAGCGCCAGAGAAGUGAUCGCCAAGUUCGGCUUCGAGCCAUAUGAGUACCCCAAUGGUGUGGUGGCUUGAGUGCGUAUCGCAGCUCAUUCGUAUAUCUAUAUAAUCUACUACACUACUAUUCAAUGUCGAUAUCCUUGCAUUUGCUUCAACAGCGGCUGGCCUAGCUUGAGCAUACGGACAAUGCGAUGGAGGUUCCCACUCACGACUUGCUUCAAAGCGCUUGAUUUAUCUCACAAGGCAGGAGUCUUUCCGUUACUUUCUUUUCAUUAUGUUUCACUUGGAGCGGUGGG
This is a messenger RNA of Aspergillus candidus, 1659 nucleotides long. Its product is annotated as Zn(II)2Cys6 transcription factor rglT. Gene Ontology annotation, cellular component: nucleus. The record is from RefSeq and is a predicted model, not a curated record. Gene Ontology annotation, biological process: positive regulation of transcription by RNA polymerase II. The transcript is spliced from 2 exons. Gene Ontology annotation, molecular function: zinc ion binding; DNA-binding transcription factor activity, RNA polymerase II-specific; sequence-specific DNA binding. NCBI's taxonomy places the organism in Eukaryota, Fungi, Ascomycota, Eurotiomycetes, Eurotiales, Aspergillaceae. The coding region runs from base 179 to 1438 and encodes 419 amino acids.